Manis javanica (Malayan pangolin) is the source of this 3126-nucleotide messenger RNA. RefSeq names its product HEAT repeat containing 4 (gene HEATR4). NCBI's taxonomy places the organism in Eukaryota, Metazoa, Chordata, Mammalia, Pholidota, Manidae. The record is from RefSeq and is a predicted model, not a curated record. Gene Ontology annotation, molecular function: oxidoreductase activity.
UUCCUCCCAUCGCCUUAACAGGUGUCUAGUCAUGCCUCCAGACCCUGUGUCUGGACCAAGAAGUGUGGAAGGAAGCACUCACUGGGAAAAAAUGACCAGGACCCAGCAAGGAAAGACCUUCCUCUCCCACCAUUUCCAUCACUCACUCCCCCGGCGGCUGGGCUGGGGUAUGAUUUUCUCCUAUUUAAAACCAAGAAACAUGGAGGAGUGUGCCUCCAUUUCCAGUGUGCCUCCAGUCUUCCACUUCAGCCCAAAGCACCGUGCACGCAUUAAGGACCAAUAUUUGAAAAAGGCUGCCACAAACCUUACCUUCUCUAAGGAGGUGAUAUGGCAGCGAGGGUUGCCCAGCAUUCCUUACAGCCAGUAUAGCUUUGACCAUCUCUACAAUGCAGACAACAUCAUCCAGCCUCCCCAGAUCAGGAGGGCCCGACAUGAGAAACCCAUCAGCUUCACGUUCUUAAAUUCUGCAGGUCCCUCAGCAAGGGUCACUUCCAAGGCUGUGAAGACAGAAAGCUUGGCCAGUCUUAAGAAGCAGCUGAAGAAAUCAAAGCCAGCAGCAAGUGAACUCCAGGAAACACCUCACCUUCUCACCCACCAUCCCCACAGGGACCCAGACAUGCUGGAUCGGUCACUUUCUCCAGAUGUGAACCUGGAGACGGAGGCCUGGCUUCCACCUCUGGAGAAGGAGACCAGAGCCUGGGAAGCCAUCGUGCUAAAAAAGCUAAACAAGUGCACUGCCCAAUGGAUCCAGAACAAGCGUCCUCUAAGGCCUGGGGUAUCCCCCAACAAGUGGCAGAGCUUCCUGUGCCAGCAAUACGACUGGAGCCACAUCCAGGAUGAGUUCACUUCCACUAGUGACCUGGAGCUUUGGAAACAGCUGGAAGCAGAAGAGACAGUGGAACUUGAGGAUCAAAGUCUCAUCCUGCCCACCAGGGAAAAAAGGAAGCCAGAGCUGCUGCUUCCUGGUUAUUAUAGAUUGCCCAAUCACUUGCCACAAAUGCAGACAUGUGAAACUAUGCCUGACAAUAAAACCACUGUGGAUAUCAAUGAAAAGAGGAGUAUCUGCCAGCCCCCGAACCAGAGCUACUUCCAACAGGUGAAUCUCCGAGCUGGAAAGUUUGCUUACUCCACAGACAACACCUUUGAACAGGAGAUUUACUUUGAUAAAGUUCAGGUCAUCCACCAGACUGGUGCAAAGAGAGACCAAAUUCUCCUGGAAAACCUCAAUCAGUAUAGCAAGCAGCUAUCUAAGGUCUUUCCUGAAACCCCAGAAAGGUGGACUUCCCAGCCAUUUCCGGAAGCAUCUUGUCGGCCUGUGAAAGGAUUCCUGCGCUGGACUGCUUUGCCCACCCCAGCCAAGGAUCUGCCACUGCAGGUGGGUGAGGAGGACGUGCUCAUAAAGACCAAGAAACCAAAGAGGCAGGUGGAAUCACUAGAGGAGGAUGUGGCUUGGGAACUGGUGGCCCUGCGGAAGAUGCUGAAGGAGUGGAAAACCGCCUGGGCUCUACUCAUUGAGUGGCACCAUAAGACAGUAGAGGACCUGCUGCGGGGCUUGGUGGACAUGCACAAUGACAUUCGGAUCCAAGCCAUCAUCACAUGUGCCACAGCUGCUUUAGAAUGGCCCCAGAUGGCUAUCAGCCAGGCAGACUCAGACAAGGAGACUGGGAAAGCCCCAUCUCUCCAGGACUUGCCAGAGGUUCUGCAGCCUGCCCUGGAGGCUGCUCUUUGUGACAAAAGUGCCAGGGUGCGGAUGGCAGCAGCGGUAUGUCAGUAUGCCAUACGGUCACAUAAUCCCCUUGCCCGGGACAUCAUGCAGACUGCCCUUUUGAAGGGUAAUAGUGUGGACAGCUGGGCUGCAGCUCAGUGCUUGGCUCUGGAAGGUGCUGCCACUUACCCCGUGAUUAAGAGGAUCCUCCAUCAGCUAUUUAACAAGAAGAAUGAGGACACUGAGCAGCAGUCUUGUACACUCCUGAGCCAUCUCAGUGGGAAGACAACCCUGAUACACACCAUGCUUGCUGUGGAGCUGAAUAGUUAUCAAUGGAAGGACCGGAUUGUGGCCUGCCGUACUCUCUCCCAGAUCAGUGGAAACAUCAGUUUGGAUAUGAAAGGUAAGCUGAUCCAGCUGAUGUUGAGUGACUGGAGUAAGGAAGUGAGGACAGCAGCCGCCCAAGCUCUGGGGCAAAUGAGCCUCGGGAAAGAGGUGCAUGACACAAUCAGAGUCAGGUUGGGUCAUGGAAAUUGCCAGGAGCGUGUGGAAGCCCUCUCCCUGAUUGGUGGGCUCAAGCUCAUGACCGCCAAGCUUCUCCCAAGCUUCCUGAACUGCUUCUCUGAUGACUUCAUGGCAGUUCGGCAGGCAGCCUGUUUGGCAGCAGGUGCCCUGCAAAUCCGUAAUAAGAUGGUCCUUGAAUGCCUUCUGAAUCUGAUACAAAGAGAGCCAUACUGGAAAAUCAAGGCUUGUGCCAUUCAAGCUUUGGGACAGAUUGGCCUAGUGAGUCCCCAGCUGACAGACCACCUGCUCUGGGCUAUCCACUUUGAAAAGUCACCAGGGGUACGAAUGGAAGCUUGCCGUAGCAUCCUUGCCCUCAAACUUCAAGGGGACCGAGUCAGGGACACCUUUCUAGACGUGCUGCUCCUAGAGAACCAUGAUGCUGUUCUAGAGGAAAUUCACCAGGCAAUGAAGAUACUCCACCUAGAAUAUGAAGGAAACCAAGAAAUGCUUCAGAAGAUCAAGAACAGGAUUCAAACACUAAGCCAAAAGGACUUGAUGACACAGAAAAUAUUCAAGAUUGAGAAGGGCAUAAGAAAAGUGAAGGAGGAAGCAAAACGUGUUUACCUGCAACCCAAAGAGGGGCAAAAACCAUUGAAACUCCAUACUUUUCUCCAAGAAACUUUUCAGGAUGAAGUGGUGCUUCCUAGAAGAUCAUCUGAGAUUUGUGACACUGAAGCAGUCAUAAAGCCUGUGAAGCCUCGUACACCAAAUCCCUGGUCACAGAGUCCAGUCCUGGGCCUAAAUGCAAGAAGCAGAGGUCGCUCACCACUUGUCAAAGAUCUACGCACCGUCCAGGAAAAAUGGAUUGCAAUGGGGCCAUUUGGAUCUGACAGCCCAGAUCUCUAGCUGGGUAAAUA